UCCUCGCCGUUUGCAAACUUGAACUUUAGUCGCUUGCAGACCCCUGUCGCUGCAAAUCAACAUCAGUCGCGUGAGCGUAUAAAUCCUGACGCCUUACGCAGUCGCCGAAGACUGAAUGCAUUCGACAGUGACAAUUCAGCGAGUGAAUUUGAGCACGCUUCGGCUGCCGAGCAGCAUGUUGCAAAGCGCAGCCGACUCGCGUCGACAAGUGCCGGUGUGAACGCCACUACCAGUUCUUCCACGACAGAACCGGUUUUGACGAGCAGCUCUUCUUUGGCGGCUCAAAGUCUUGUUAAUUUGGAUAAUGGCACUGAUUGCAAUCAGACAAGCUCAGACUCUGUCGCACGCAAUGCCAGCGAUGAUCACGAGCCGGACGCUGUUGGACGCUAUUGCAAUCCACCGAUUGACGAAGUGAAAAAUCGGCUUGGCUCUCUGAAUGUGGAUUUAUUCUUGAACACGUUGGAUGAAGCUGCUUGA
Molecule: messenger RNA, 477 nt
Organism: Capsaspora owczarzaki ATCC 30864
Lineage: Eukaryota; Filasterea; Ministeriida; Capsasporidae
Exons: 1
Source: RefSeq, a predicted model, not a curated record